Molecule: messenger RNA, 3213 nt
Organism: Ruditapes philippinarum (Manila clam)
Lineage: Eukaryota; Metazoa; Mollusca; Bivalvia; Venerida; Veneridae
Product: L-sorbose 1-dehydrogenase-like
Exons: 12
Coding region: 272-2149 (625 amino acids)
Molecular function (GO): oxidoreductase activity, acting on CH-OH group of donors; flavin adenine dinucleotide binding
Source: RefSeq, a predicted model, not a curated record
AGUCUGCGCGUUACGUUGAUGAAUGUAAUUAGUACUACAUUUGUUCCAUCAAAUUAACAUGGAAUCCUAAAUUUGUUUGACAUGAAAUAUACAAGAAAGUUUUGGAACAAAUAGACUAUGUGGUUUGGAGUACAUUACAUGUAUAAAUCCCCGAUAUAUUAAAGUUAUUGAAAUGUAGACCUGGUGUGCGCAUAUUUGGAUUGAUAAUUUUGCUCUAUUUCGGAUUUGUGUGCAUGAAUAAAAUGAAAGUAGUGAUUUUACCUAAACAAGGAUGCGUUCUUUAUCAGCCGAGGAAUUGAGGAAAACACUGGGAUGGUGGCUAGUGCUAUCUAUUUUCGCCGCAGGCGUUGGCCUCACUUACAUGCGUACCUUAGAUUCCUCUCCGUUCGGAUACAUCACCGCCAAAACGAACGCUACCUAUGAUUACGUCAUAAUUGGAGGCGGUGCCUCGGGGAGUGUUUUGGCCAGCAGAUUGUCUGAUGACCCUCGGCUCAACGUCCUUCUCCUCGAGGCCGGAGGUGAGGAGUCAAUAGACAUGUGGAAUCAUGUACCGCUCUGGAACCCUAUACAGCACGGAUCACCGGCAGACUGGAGUUUUCUAACCACCUCACAGAAACACGCGUGUAAAUCUGCCAAGAAUCAGAAAUGUCCUUUGACGCAAGCUAAGAUUUUGGGAGGAUCUACAUUAACCAGUAACAUGCUUUAUUCUCGAGGAAGCCCUCAUGACUUCACCACGUGGCCGAGUGAUAAAAGUCAGACUUGGUCAUGGAAGAACAUUCUACCAUAUUUCCUCAAGUCAGAAGACAUGCUGGAUGAUGAUAUGAAACUUUCGGAUUAUCAUUCCACGAAUGGACCACUGCCAGUUUCCGGUCCCGCCUCCGAGAUUAGAGAGCUUCAUCAAAUGUUUCUCAACAGUGCACGAGAACUGAAAUACAAAACUAUAGACUGUAACGGAAAAGAACAAAUUGGAUUUUGUCGACUUUCUACCACGGUAAAAGAUGGGGAGAGAUUCAGUGCCUCUAAAGACUUUUUACGAGCAGCCAUGCAUAGACGAAAUCUCCAUGUUACAACUCACGCCAUCGCUAUAAAGAUUUUGAUUUCGAAGAAUAGAGCUGUGGGGGUUGAGUAUGUUAGAAACGGACAAAAACGUACUGUCGGUGCCAGUAAAGAAGUCAUACUAGCCGCCGGUGCUAUCGGAUCAGCACAGCUCCUCAUGUUGUCGGGUGUUGGGCCCAAAGACCAACUAACCAAACUCAAUAUUCCAGUAAAUGUAGAUUUACCAGUAGGAUCAAACCUUCAAGAACACGUGAUCUAUAAGAUGGACAUACAGACGAACGAAUCUAUUGGGGUGACCAGAGAAAUGGUAUUCAAUACAGUCUCAUAUCUACAGUAUUUAGCAUUAGGAAAAGGUUGGUUAGCAACCAGUGCUGGUAUAUUUGGCAAUGCGCAGCUCAAAAUGGAUUUAACAUCAAAACUGAAAGUUCCUGAUGUUCAGCUUACUUUUUCUGCUAUCACCAAAAAUUUAGCGGAGGAAAAGAAAGAAGAACCUAAAAAUAAGCAACAACAUUCCUCAGCGGCGCAGCAGAAUAUCACGACACAGUCUGCUAAUGGUUUUACGAUCACAGUGGAGCUGUUACACCCAGAUAGUAGAGGGAGGGUGAGAUUAGAUUCCAACAACCCUUUCGUCCCGCCCCUUAUUGACCCUAGUUAUUUAUCUAACCCCAAAGACGUUCAAACCAUGGUAAAAGCAAUAAAAGUAGCACAAUCAUUUCUAUUAACGUCAUCAUUUCGAGUUAUAAAGGCACGGCUAUUUGAUAAACCAUAUUCGCCAUGCAUUCAACACAAAAUCAAAAGUGACGCAUACUGGGAGUGCGUACUACGUCAUCAAGCCGUUGGCAAUGGUCAGGUGACGUCAACUUGCUCAAUGGGGUCAACAGGAAGUGAGCGAGCGGUCGUGGAUACGUCGUUAAGGGUUCGAAACAUCACAAGCCUGAGAGUAGUUGAUGCUAGCGUGUUGCCGUCCAGUGUAUCCGGAGAUAUCACAGCAACAAAAAUCAUGCUUGCAGAGAAAGCCUCAGAUCUUAUACGAGGUCAUGAAAGUAUAAGGUUUUAUAGAAGACUUGCAGAGCGAACCUUGGCAUCCAGAUGAUAAACAUGAUCUAUACACUACAGUGAAAGUGAAUGCAAGUUGUUGAAAAAAGAACAGUUUACGUAAGGAUAGUAAUUCCGUUGUAACUGUACUGACCGCGAUAAAAUAAGUGUCAAAGGUGAUCCGAUGAAACCAUGUUCACCAUAAAAUAGAAAAUCUAUUGUAGGAUAUACCUAUGUAUGUUGAUUGCAAAGAAUUUAAGCGUAUACGGUAUUCCACGAAAGAUUUUUAGGUUUAAGUAUUUCAUUUGAGAUCAUUUAUCUUAUGUUUGAAACUUAACUUAGCAUUGGGCACAUUUAUAUGGCAAGUGCCUUACCUAAGUGCUAAUUCAUUAUCAUCGUGUUUGUUUUCUCUCAUCAUAAUUAGUUUUUCUUGUGGGUGUGUGAAAAAAAACUGGAAACCUUUAUAUAUUUUUGUAUGCUUCUAAACUCUCGGAGACCAUCAAGUUCCGAUGUGUGAGGAUAUAAACAGCCAGACAGCAAGGAUUACUAGCGUACAGAAAUAAAGGACUACACAUCAACUAACGGGGGAUAAGAAGCACAAAUCAGCCUGUUCUCAUACAUGCUUAAGUACAUAAAUCAGUUAUUGGCUUCAAUGAAUUAAAUUUAUUUUUGAACGAAAUAUUUUUGAUAACUGACAGUUUUGUAUGCGCAAAAGACGAAAUAUAUCUGUGGAUCGGAGUGACAAAAUAUGUACAUUUUAUAACUUAUGUUUCACUUAAUAUUUGCUCAAAACUUUAUAAACAACGAUUACAUCAAAGUUCAUCACGAAUACAUCGAAAGCAAACUGUCACAUUUUGAAAAUGUAUUUGAGAUACAUGCAUUGAUUUUUGAUUUGAUCAUUAUAAUUAUGCUAAAACAAUCUCAAAAACAAGAAGGCGUCAAUCUGUCGUUGAGUAAAUAAUGUCACUGACCUUAAAUGACAUAUCCGUUGUAACACAGCUCAGAGUUUACCUCCGCGCUAGGAAUGGAGAAGUUAUCCGGCUACUACGCAGGUCUGUCUUAGAUUCCCGCAUGCGCCAGAUAUAAUGCAACGAAGAACCUUUAUUCCUCCGCCAGUAAAAG